AUGAAAAUUCGAAUUAUUCAUAUGUUGGUCGUUUUACUUCAACUGAUAACAUGCGUGAAUUUAAUGGCUACAAACGUGUCAAAAGAAGUACGAGACGAGGAAGAAGUAAACCGUGUAUUGGAAAUGUUAGACAUUGCAGAAGCGAAAGUAAAAGGCUACUUGAAAUCUCUUACUAGAGCUGCACUUCCUUACAUGAUAAGAAUUACCGAAGAAACGAAUGUAUCUUCGUCCUGCAUCGAUGCUGGCAGUUUGUUCCUCAGAGACUUCAGACUUAUGAAACCAUGGACUAUAAAAUUAAUAGAUUCUUUUGGAAAACUACCAGCAGGUGUGUUAGGGAUGACACAAUGGAUACAAGGAGACUACGAUCAGUGUUUGAGCAUAGAAAUUCCCCAAAAUAAAAGGAAUAUUACUAAUAGAGAAAAGCAGCAGAAACCGGUAAAGCUUGGUGACGUCUUCAAAAAUGUAGCCGAAAUGAAGACGGGUAUACGAUUAGAUGUGUGCAUUCCUAAUACAUGCAGUGAUAACGACUUGAAAAGUAUUGGAAACUGGAUUUCAUUUGAUCUGCAACAAUUGUGUUCAUUAUUUAUCACCGAAUUACAAAAAUAA
This is a messenger RNA of Centruroides sculpturatus (bark scorpion), 606 nucleotides long. RefSeq lists its product as uncharacterized. The coding region runs from base 1 to 606 and encodes 201 amino acids. Lineage: Eukaryota; Metazoa; Arthropoda; Arachnida; Scorpiones; Buthidae. The transcript has 4 exons. The record is from RefSeq and is a predicted model, not a curated record.